Messenger RNA from Mangifera indica (mango), 1398 nucleotides. RefSeq names its product exopolygalacturonase-like. Gene Ontology annotation, biological process: carbohydrate metabolic process. The coding region runs from base 69 to 1364 and encodes 431 amino acids. The record is from RefSeq and is a predicted model, not a curated record. The transcript is spliced from 5 exons. Gene Ontology annotation, molecular function: polygalacturonase activity. NCBI's taxonomy places the organism in Eukaryota, Viridiplantae, Streptophyta, Magnoliopsida, Sapindales, Anacardiaceae.
GAACUAUAUUGGAGGCUCUUUUCUAAUUCUUUAUAUUAUUAUAUAUAAAGAAUUAUAUAUAAAAAAAAAUGCCUCGUGCGAGCUCGGGUUCAGUGGCCUUCAUCAUAACAAGAACUCGCACAAAUGUCAUUCUUCUCUUGUGUUUAGCUCUUUUUAAUGCCUCCCAAAUUAAAAGCCAGGCAAAUUCUACGGUGCGAGGGGCUUGGGAUCCUGACGAGAAACUUUUUAACGUGUUAGACUAUGGCGCAAAACUUGGUGACAAGGAAGUUCAAACUGAAGAUGGAGACGAUGCUAACCGCGUGGCAUUUUUUCACGCAUUUCAAGCAGCAUGCCAACAUGAGGGGAAAGCGAGGCUUCUUAUACCCAGGGGGACCUUUGUUGUUGGCCCCGUAACAUUUAUGGGUCCAUGCAAAAACACAGCUCCUCUAUCCGUUCACAUUCACGCCACCAUUAAAGCAAGCACUGAUAUUUCUUUAUAUCCAGGAGAAGGAGAAGAAUGGGUCAAUUUCAAUGACAUAAAUGGCUUGAUAGUUACUGGAAAGGGCACUUUGGACGGCCAAGGUCCCGCCGCUUGGAAGUACCGUGACACAGGAAAAAGCAACGAUGCUGUUGGCCAACGUCUCCCGGCGAAUGUACAAUUUUCUAAUGUGAAAAACGCAAUUGUAAGAGGAAUAACAUCCCUUAAUAGCAAAGGGUUCCAUUACUUCAUUACUCACUGCGAGAAUAUUAGGCUUGCAAAACUCGUUAUCACUGCUCCAGCCGACAGCCCCAACACAGAUGGCAUUCAUAUCAGCCAAUCCAGUUUGGUGAAGAUAUCCAAAAGCGUCAUCGGAACCGGAGACGAUUGUGUUGGUAUGAUUCGAGGAUCCAGCAACGUCACCAUCAGCAAGGUUACUUGCGGGCCUGGACAUGGAAUAAGUGUUGGUAGCCUCGGCAAGUACGAAAAUGAGGAAGAUGUGACAAGGAUCAGCGUCAAAGAAUGCACCUUAGUAGGCACAGACAAUGGCCUUAGAAUCAAAACAAAUGUAGGGAAAACUCCGAGUCAAGCUAGACAUAUGAUUUUCCAGAACAUCUUCAUGAGAAAUGUUAAGAACCCGAUCAUCAUAAAUCAAUUUUAUGAAAGUGAACAUAAGGAUUCAAUAAUAAAGAUCAGCCAUGUUCAUUUCUUAAACAUUACAGGGACGUCAGUAUCGGAAGUUGCAGUGGAUUUGGCGUGCAGUAAACAGAAUCCGUGCACAAAUGUUGAACUGAGCAACAUUAAUUUGCGUUACAGUGGAAAUCAAAGCAACGUGCCAUUAUCAUCUUCAUGUCUUAAUGCUAAAGUUGGGUAUCAUGGAAUGCAAUCUCCACCACCUUGCCAUUAGGUUUCCUCAUGUAUAUAUCAUAUAGUUUAAGUUA